AUGGUGAAAAAACGGAAACUGAGCACCCGCAUUCCUCCAGCUCGCGAACUAUUUCCGGAAAAGUUGCCUUCGGCAGAAACUCAAGAGGACCUUGGUGAUGUCAUCCUUGAUGCCGAUCCAGAGCGAAGUGAGCUGGCUGAAGAGCUCCGGCAACAGACCUUGGCAGCCCUAAGUGCGUGGUUGCGACGCGCGGAGGUCUCCAAGCCGCCAGCUGGUUCCCCGGAGUCUGCAUGGCCUGUAUCGCCACGACAGGUUCGAAACACAAAGGCUACUUGCGCUGCUGGCACGUGGACUGAGUUCGUGCGCGAUACCUUGCACGAACGAUUAUCUGAAUGCUUGACAUGCGCCUGGACACAUACCUGUGGGGAAGCGAGCGGCGAGCCACCAAAUCAGCGCUUCCGGAGAAUCUGCAAGACGUUGAUCCGGACGCACCGUUCGUUCUUGGCCUUACAAGUGCAAGUCCAGCAGGUGGAGGCAGUACAUCAGCAGCCCAGCGAGCCAAAGAGAGGGCACUUCGCGACCACGGCAGCUCACGAGUUCCACCUCGAGGACUUCUGGCAAAGCUACAAGUGCCGGCCCUCAACUAGCUGGGCAUCUGCACCAGUAGUUUGCACUUCGUCGGACACAUGGGACUUGCAGUUCCGCGGGAAGAGAUCGACGCCGAAACCAGAGAUCUUUGGGAGUUGGACUUCCUCCUUAUUCGGUGUGCGGCCCUCCAGCAGAGCUGCGACAGCUCCGGGAGGUGCCCGCAAAGAUUUCUCGUCGACACGAACUCAAAUGUCUCUGAAGUGGACUUCCUCGCUCUUUUUGGAUGGUGGCGACUCUCCUGUGUCUACAUGGGCUGAUCUGCCAGGACCCGCUGCCGUAAACGAUCUCGAUGAGUCUGUCUUGGACCUACAGAACAUGGACGUCUCCACCCGUUUCGGUUGGUGUUGCUAUUUGCGAGAGGUGGUGAACUCGCCAAUGAUUCUGGCCGAUCCGGGGAUGUUGGACAAAGUUGAAGGCUUGGACGAGUUGCCGGUGAUGGACGCACCGCUCGAACAGUACAUACAUGCAUGCAGCAAGCUCGGCACUCGACCACGGCCGUUGCCGUUCGUCACGGGCCACUCGCCGAACCUCCACGCAGCAAACCACAGCCUCACGGACCAGGAUUUGUUGAGCCUUCUGACCUUGACCAGGCAGGUAGAGCUUGUUGAGGAAGUGGAUCUGUCGGACAACGCAAACCUGACUGACAGAGGAAUGAUGCCGUUCCUGCGAGAAGUCGGUGAGAAGAAGACAUGCCUUUCCUUGCUGAACUUGAGCCGCUGCCGAUCACUGGGCGAAGCCUCCAUCAACUUGCUUACCGCCAUCAUGAAUCAAGGCGGCUUGGGUCUCCUGUGGUCGCUGGAGCUGAGCGGAAUCGCCCUGCCCAUGGGCUCCGUGCGCCCUCUGCUCGAUGCCAUCGGACAGCACCCGACCCUGAGCAAAGUGGGCUUGGCGAGUCUCGGAAUUGGGCGGCUUGGAGUUCGCAGCGCCAAAGGCAGUCUCAGCUGCCUUUUUCAAGGCUACUUGCUGGAGGAGGUUGACUUGUCUUGGAACACCUUCGACAGUGCAUCUUUUGCACAGCUGGGCCGCUGCUUGACAGCUGCGGUGAAGCUUCGCACCCUGAGCAUUGCCGGAUGUUCCAGCUCAUCGCGUUCGACUCGGGACUUGCCAAUCGAGCAUUUCCUUGAACAGCUGCCGAAUGCCCAUAAAUUGUCUUUCCUGAACAUUACAUUCAACCACAUAGACUUCCGUGGCGCGUUCAUCCUCGAAGACGCGUGUGAGAGCCUGCGGUGCCUGAAGCAGCUCGUGAUCGUCGACAACCCCCUUGGAGUGCGUGGGCAGCGCUGCCUUUUCCGGCUCUUGGCCCAGAAGACGUCAGGCUUGGAAUGGUUCGACUGUGAAGGGUGCGCAUAUGAAAGUGCCUCCUUCAGUUUGGACAAGGACUCGAAGCAGGUCUUCUGCCCAGAAAGUCCCUCGGGGCAAUUUGAGUUUGAUCUGGCUCGGCCUUACCAUCGAGCUCUUCUGCGGCGCCUCUACAAGACAAGCGAGCGAUUCAGAAUCAGACCGUCCGUUUCCUUUGGACAGCUGAAGAGCUCCACUGGGUACCAGCAUCCUCACAAGAAUCGGGGUACCUGGAACUUAGCCACUGGAGGAGAUCUCACAGUAAGUUUCCAAGUGGACGGCAUAGGCAAUGAGUCCUUGGAGGGAGGGCGGUUUUCAAGCUUCGACGGCUACCUUGCCCAGUAUACACGGAACCGGCGAGUCAAGCCUGCUGUGCACAAGGUGGUUCCCCUGCUAGCACUUUGGAGGAGGAAUCGCUUCCGAGCCAAGGAGCAAGAGACCAUGCUGCAGUGCUUGUUCAAGGACUUUGUCUUGUCCGUGGAGCAGAUCCGGGCUUUCGUCUGGGCCAGUGCAGUGAACCAGACAGAGUACUUGUGCGCAUGCAGUCUACCUCAAGAUCGACUUGUCCAAGUCAUGUCGAUGCUGCAGACAACCACGAUGGAGGAGUAUGUCUCCAGAUGCAAGUACCUUCGCACGUUUAUGUGCGUCAACUAUGACUGUCCAACCGGCCACUACCAGCUGGACAUGUUGUCAGCGGCGGACCGGGCAGUCGGGCAGCACUUGUUCGUUCUCAACGCGUGGGAGAGUGCACUCGACAGACGCAUGCAGCGGAUGGACCUCUCCGAACUUGGAGAUGGGUCACACUGGCGAAACAUCACCCACGAGGGCGGUCCGUGGAAGAUGGAUUGGACAAGGUGGCUGCCGCCGCUUGAAGGCAUGCUUGACUUUGACUACGUGUCUGCACGGAGACCAGACCCCAAGCAAACUCCAAUCGACCUUCCCAACUUCGCUCUCAUGCUGAAGUUACUGGCGAGCUUCGAUGAGGCGCCUCUGGCGAAGUUCCUCGCAAUAAGACGAUGUGGACACCGACUCUUCCUGACCAGUGCACAACUGCGCGAGCUUCUGUGCUUGUGCAAGACGGUUGACGCGAAGCUGCAGCUUACGAUCUUGCUUUACUUUCAGGUGGUGGAUAUUUGGAAUGCGAAAGUCUUUCGGGUGCUCUUCGAACCCGCGGCAAGCAGGCAGCUGCAGCAGUGCUUGGGACAUGUGGUGACCUUCCUCUUCCUUCAGCCAGAGGGCUUCGUGGACCUCUCCUUCGAUCAGCGAGAGCAGCGCCUGCUGGCUCACUGCCUCGCCCUUCUGCGGAGCAAGGAGAAGUCCACCAUGAAGGACGCGGUGCUUUGCGACAAGACCGGCAGGCUCAUCACAUUGUCAAAGGGGCUGCCAAAGUCAUGGGAGAACCCGGAGAAGGUGCCGAGUCGGGGCGCAGUGAGCGCGACGUACCGUUGCAUCCCCGAAGAGCGGAAUAUCUCGUUCAGGAAGCAGCUGCAAAUGCAAUUUGGUGGCUGGAAACUUGCGACCAUCUCCAAGCAGUCCGUGAUGUGGUGCGCAAGCAAGGCAGAAGUGCCAGAAGAUGUCCUCAGCUUGCUACACCAUGUCCUGCGGGAGCCGGCCAGAAACGGCUCGCAAACCUACAGCACCGAUGCAGGCUUUGAUCUGUUGGCAAGCCAGGUCAAUAAAACAGCACUCACACGACAGGACCUUCUCCAAGCUCUUUUCUCUUGGGGUUUCCUCCCAAGCAUAGAUGAUGAGCUGGUCUUGCAUCGGGCAGAUGCAAUUUUUGACUUCUUUGUUCCUGGCCGGCAGAAGUUCCUGUCCCGACGAGAAUGGAGCAUUCUUGAAGAGCUGUGGCGCGAGACCCAACAGCAACUCCACGAUCUGGCGCGGUUCACAGCUCGCAAGUUUGGUUCUAAGCCGACCGAGAAGCUUUGGUCUGCUGUCGACGGAGAAGGAGAAGGUAGCCUCAGCCUGGCAGAAUGGUCGCGGGCCAUCAAGGAGAAGCUCAGUUUCCACGGUCCGGUUGACCAGGUCUUUGCCUUCAUGGACAAGGCUGGCAUCGGCAACGUGUCCAUGGCGCAGCUGGAUGCCGUGAUGCCAGCACUUGGGGACUACUUGGCUGCUUGUGAGGGACAACGUGUGUCGCAAGCAUUCUUGAAGAGAGCAGGAUCAUGUCAGUCGCCACCACCUCGAUAG
Molecule: messenger RNA, 4119 nt
Organism: Symbiodinium sp. CCMP2592
Lineage: Eukaryota; Dinophyceae; Suessiales; Symbiodiniaceae
Source: the annotation of a GenBank genome assembly